GUCUGAUGAAUCAAUACGGUUUAAGGUACAUAUGGGGGCACCAAGAGGUGAAACUCUAGGUUCCGGCCUUGGUCACCGGAAAACUUUCUAGUUGGCCACUAAUUUUUGCCUCUUCUUCCUCACUGCAUGCAUUGGCAGCAGCACUGCGGGCAGAGGGCCCAAGGCACUCCAAAUCUUCUAUCCCAAGCAAUUUGCCGAUCCUUGGAGCACUUUUACAAUGCAUUAGAUCCUUGGAAACUGCUGCUUGGCAAAUGGCAAUGGACAAACUUUGAGUAGUUCCAAGCUCAUGAAUAUACUCAAGCCAAUAAGAAAAUGCUGAGGCCACAGAUUAUUGUAUGGAUGAAAAGUACAGGUGCAGCAUUCUAUGGACAGGAGAUAUUGCAACUCUACUUUGACCAAUGGAGGGCUCAUGUCUCUGCAACCCUAUAAAUCUAACCUUCCUUUUCUCCUUCCCUUUCUCUUAGUUACAAGACAGACAUACCUAAAAGCAGGGCUAGACAGUUAGUUAUGCAGCCGUUAAACUGUAUAAGCUUCUUGCUCGGGCUGGCCAUCCUCUCGGCCACCCUCGGCCCCUUCGUCACCAUUGCACAUAGAGAAUUGCUGAUGGUAACUAGCAGCAAGAGCGGAGCAGAAAUCAAGCUGGAACUUAGUGUCGACAAAACCAGCACACACGAGGAAGUUAGAAGCAAUGUAUUGACAGGACGAAAGCUGGCUUUUGGAGACACAGCCAUGAAGCAGAAGGAUGCACAGAAUUCUGGAAGCAAAACAAGCUCAGGAGAAAUUAAGAAUUACUCAACUAAUUCAAGUGCGCCUUCAAACCUUAAGGAUAGUAGUAGCUCCAGGAUUCAGGCAGGAUCAUCCACGAAAAGAGUAAAACUAGAAGGAAGCACAUCAGUGAUAGCACUCAACAUUCCAAAUACUCAACAUAUCAGAACAUUGCAUUCCAAGCAUUCUUCCAGGAACUCAAACGCAGGGUCCAAACAAGAGCUGAAGGAUUCCAUCGUUCGCAGCACAUUAUAUAGAAUUAAUGAGGAUUCAAAAGAGAAAAUGCUAGAGGCCAGUGAUGAAGUUCUGAAAUUUCUUAACAAGGAUUACCAUGCCUCUCCCCAUAAGAGGAGACCUGUUUAUAAUUAAGAAAGGGCAAGGCACUUAUGCCAAAUCCUAGUCUUUUAACCUAAGUUAUUAAUGCUCUGGUGGUGAUCCAGUAUGGUCUACUGCUGUUUCCCUUUCUAUUGUGUUGUAAGGAAUAAUAUGCCCCCAUUCAUGCUAAUCCACGGUGUGUCUUUUCACUUUUUUAUAUAAAAAAUCCAGUGUGCCCUCUUGAAAGACAACAUUCAGAGAUAAAAUGGCAUAGUCACGCCCACGAAGUAACCAUCUUAUGAAGAGAUCACACGUGACAUUUAUAGUAUAAGAAGUAACUAACUCAUGAUUUAGAGGACAGGCUAAAUAAAGAAGCAUGCAUGAAGAAAACAAUG
This is a messenger RNA of Setaria italica (foxtail millet), 1475 nucleotides long. RefSeq lists its product as uncharacterized. The transcript has 5 exons. The coding region runs from base 508 to 1134 and encodes 208 amino acids. The record is from RefSeq and is a predicted model, not a curated record. Lineage: Eukaryota; Viridiplantae; Streptophyta; Magnoliopsida; Poales; Poaceae.